Molecule: messenger RNA, 5520 nt
Organism: Biomphalaria glabrata
Lineage: Eukaryota; Metazoa; Mollusca; Gastropoda; Planorbidae
Product: ankyrin repeat domain-containing protein 7-like
Exons: 2
Coding region: 715-1992 (425 amino acids)
Biological process (GO): intracellular signal transduction
Cellular component (GO): nucleus; cytoplasm
Molecular function (GO): protein binding
Source: RefSeq, a predicted model, not a curated record
UGCUAUGGUAGACACAAAACUACACAUGUGUACGACACACAAAACUACACAUGUGUACGACACGCAAAACGUCGCCGACAAAACACCCACGUAGACAGGGGCCAAAAACGACAAGAAAAGAAAUAGUCUAGAAUACAGGAUCCAGACCUGAUCUGAGCGUAUUGACCACAUCGGCAACGCAGUUCCAUCCAGUAUCCUGAACUGGUCAGUGUCGGUUUAUCGACUCCCCUCCCUCGCACAAAUAGCGCCCUCCAGCCGUGUGUCUCUCACCCUUUCUCUACUCGCUACGGCCGCUUAUAUUAAAGGAGAAACUAGCUGGCAUAGAUUAUGCUUAUGCGUUGUAUCACCAGGAAUGCUGUAUGAAUCCACUCUGUCGUCUCAACACAUCUUUGCAUCAGCUUGCUCCAUCGUGUUCAAGCCUGGAUAGCUCUAUCAGACCAGAACACAUCAAUCACCGAUCAAACCUCAACCAGUUGGUUAUCAAACCGUAAAUCACUUUACAAUAUACCAUUCAGACGUUGUUCUUAGCUUUACCGACACGUCCAUUUUCUUCAUAACUUGCCAUAUCGUGGCAGUGAUUCCGAGCUCAAGGAAGAGGACUCAAGACAUUAAUAAAUAAAAUGCUGAUAUCGAGACCAAAUCAACCUGAUUGUUGACGUAUCCAAGCCCAGUUGAUCUGUGCCUGGAAUUUAAAAAAAUAUUUCACAUUUUGCAAUGUAUCGUAUGUACCAUGAACCUGGGGAGCGUCACUGCCCACUGAGCUAUGAGGAGCAAGUGGACCUGGCUCUGUACGAUGCCAUUCUCAAUAAUGACAUGACGCAGGUCAAAUAUUUGACCCAGCAUACCAAACGUGACCUGAACAACUGUUUCCUGGUCGUCAGGCAUAAAAAGCAUGAGUUUAACAACCCUAUGCGCCUCGUUUCCAGUUGUGGCCACGCCCUGAUGCUCAAAUUUCUCAUCGAGGCCGGAUGUGACGUAAACAAAAUCAGCAAGAGGUUGAGAAGGACCCCAGUUCAUAUGGCUGUUCUAGGGAACAACAUGAGCUGCCUCCAACUGCUGAUUGCGGCGAGGGCCAAGCUGGACAUCAGAGAUGUGUUUGGGAACUCCCCGUGCCAUUAUGCAGCAGAGCUAGGCCUCCACGGUAUGCUGGACAUGAUGAUAAGAAUAGGGACACAGGUCAACAGCCAAGACAUCACAGCCAAGACUCCGCUCAUGAAAGCUGUCCGGAACAACAAGACAGAGUCCACACUGAGGCUCAUUAGGGCUAAUGCAGACUUGAACAUUGCCGACAACAACAAUGAGGUUGCGCUGCACUUUGCGGCAAGGAACGGAAGUGUUGAGACCGUAGACGCCCUUAUCUCUUCUGGGAGCUUAAUAGACGUUCAGAACCUGUGGGGUCGUAGUCCUCUCAUGGAAGCAGUUUGCUAUAACAACAGAGAGGUCGUGCAGAGGCUGCUAGCGGCAGGAUGUGACAUCAACAAGCGCGAGUGCAAGUCUGGAGACACCGCACUGCACAUUGCUGUCAGAAGGAAGUAUUCCAGAGUUGUCGAGCUGUUGCUUCAAUACAUUCUCCUCUCCCCCAGCUAUACUUUGAACAUGCUCACCAGCUAUGACUGGGAUAUUCACAAAUAUUUACAAUUUCUGGAACAAGAAGGGCAAGAAAAAUCACUAUUUUUUAUUGCUGCAGACGGACACUGCUACAAGACAUGUCUGCUCCUUGCAUCUUUGGGCUCCAUUGACCAAAGUGCUCGCCCCAUCCUGCAAAACAGACUUGAGAACAUUGACCAGACUGAUUCCAAUCAUCAGAACCUGACCAUGCUCUUGGAAGCCAUGAAAACUGUCAUUCCUCUGAAGCAUGUUUGUAGAAAUGUUAUUCGCAAAAGACUGGGUGUCGAUCUUUCCAGAAAAAUUCCAGCUUUACCAAUACCAUUAGUUGUUAAGGAUUAUCUUCUGUUUAAAUCAAAACAGGAGUCUGUAGCAGGUAGCAAAUAACAAUUUUAAGUCUUUAGUCACUAGUGGAAAAAAAAAGGCUUAAAGGCAGUUUAAAAAAUUAAUCUUAUUUCACUAGUUAGACUUUAGAUGGUUUAGGUACUGGCGUUAAAAGGAAUGGGAAAAAAUAGGUGACUGCUUUUGGCUCCAAUUGCCAGUAGAGCAAUUUUUGUUUUCCUGCAAAUAGUCUACAACUUACAGGUCCAUAUAUUUGAAAUGUGCGACAUUUCUCUGGUUAAUUAAGGGAAUUACCAAAAUGGUUGCUAGCUAUAUUAAUACUUCCAGUACAUUUUUCCAUAAUUACGACAGAUCGAGGUCUGGGAGGAAGUAACUAUCAGUAUCCAAUGAUUAUUUUCUACUGUUACUGUUAAAAACAACGGGUUAAAGAUCCGAAUGACUUCUGUAAGAUUUGACAUUGUAAUUUCAAAGUGAAAAGGACCUUAGAAUAAGGAUCACAUGGCUUUUAUUAAAGCUAAUAACCUGUUUACUAAAUGGUUUUACAUGUUGCAAUAUCAAUUAGAUUUUUUUUCUUCUGAAAUAAUCAUUUUAGUGGAAUUAUUGUUGUUUAUAUCUCUUCCUGAGUCAUGUCAGUUCUGAACAGUAAAUUGUAAUGCGUUUAGUUUCAAAGGUAUAUGACUGUGAUAGAUUUGCUAACGAAAGAUGGCUGCCUGGUCGUGCGGUUUGCACGCUGGACUGUCGUUCAGAUUUAUCGAUGGUCCCGGGUUCAAACCCUGCACGCUCCCAUCCCCCGUCGUCCUGCGGGAGGUUUGGACUAGGAAGUAAUUAUCUUCAACUCUGAAGGAACAUCCGAAACAUGUAAAACAAAACAUUUUAAGAUCUUACUAAAUACAGCUGUAAACAUUGUAAAGAAAGUUUACCAUUUUAAGAAUCAAGUGUUAAAAGCCACUAUUUAAGAAAGAGCUUAACUAGUGACAAUUAAACUAUAAUCUGUAGCUUGUGUCAAAGGGUGUGCUAGUGAUUCCAUGAAGGAUCAAACAAUUAGUCGAAGUAGCUCUUUCUAAAAUUACUUUCUAUCAGAAGUAUGACUACAAUUCUUUGAGCUCAAUUGCCUCCCUUGUCUGUAAAAGUAAGGACGAGAAUUUUUUUUUUAAUGUGUGUGCAUCCUGUCAACUGUUUUUUCUCUACUCUGUAUAUGCUAUACCUGGGUUCUGUCCAUUGUAAACCCAAUUACAUUUUCCUACAAUUUUUCAUGAGUCUCAAAUGAAUUACAGAAUAAAUAACUGUGAAAGAAAAACAAAAUAUGGUGUUUGACAGAUGCUUUAGUUAAAGCAUGCUGGGAAAUAAAAAUGUAAAUGCUUUGAAAAGUAAAUAAAUAGCUUGUUAACAGUUUUCGGAUACCAGAGAUAAGCUUACUGUGUAAAAUAUUGCUAAAGAAGAUAUUGCUCUUUAUUUUUUAACCAAUGUAGCAAUGAGUACAACUUAUAGCACGAACGAAAACAAUGCUAAUGGACGUGUAUUGAAUUAUAUAUAUUUAUAUAUAUAUAUAUUGAAUUUUCUUCAAUUUUUAAAAUUAAAAAUAAAAUGGUAGCUUAUUUUAAUUAUACACAUUUUUUCAGCAAAUAACUUUGAAUUGACUUUAAUUUGUAUAGUGUAAAUGACCAGCUUUUUAAAAAAAUCUAAUCAGGUAAAAAUGAUUAUUGACAACUAAUUCUAAUAUUCUCUUGGAAAUUAUUUUUUCUUUCCUUUAUAAUGUUUUUUUUUUAAAACUAAUUCUUGUAAUGCUUUUAAAAUGUUAAUUAAGAAAUCAUAAGUAUUACUAAAUUAACAGUUGAAAAUGUGUGCAUGAUUUUUGUUGGUAGACACAAUAUAUGGAACAACUGCUUUGAUUAGUAUAAAGUACAUCUUAUUUCUGUUUCUUUUCUCACAAGGAAUAAAGACAACUUUGUCUUGAACUAUUCUGAAUCUUUGUAUAACAAAAAGUGAUCAAGUUCUGAAAAUAACCCUGAUAUCAUAUUCUGAGUAUUAAGUCAUACUUAAUAUGUUUAGCACACUCUGACCCCAACAUUCCAGAGUGCCCUGUUGACAAAUUCUGUGAUUCACUAAGAACAGCUAACAAAAAAAUCCCAUUAAGAUUGUAUCCUACGUGAAAGUUCUAUGAUACUCAGGGAAGUGUUUUAGAAAAACAGAAUACAAGCCCACAAUUGUAGGGCACGUCUAUGAAUGGUGAAAUCUAGCCGAUUUGAUAGUGAAAUAGUCAUCAUUAUCUACUGUCCUUAACGGCUGCCUAAAAGGGUGAUAACUCAAAGAAUAAUAUAAACGGGUUAUGAGUUGGAAAGGUUUUCUAUAGUAAUUAUAUUGUGUUGUGGAAAAUUGAGAAAUCUGAUUUAAAAAAAAAAUAAAAAAUUUUAAGACUAAAUUUUUCUUGCUAGUGGUUUUUGAUUGCACAAUACGUUAAAAAAAAAAGAUUAAUUAUUUAAAUGUAACUUUUUUACUUUGAUGAUUUCUGUCUAACAAAUUCAAUAUUUUAGUGCAACAAAACCUUAACAUUAAUCCCCUCCCCCCUUUUAAAUUAUUUAAUGUAUUGCCACUAAUCAAAACUGCCAAGUUGUCAAUGUAAAUUAAAAAAAAAAAAAAAAGUCAAAGCUAAUUACCUUUAGGGUAGCAAUUGCAAAAAAUUUGUUUUAUUUGAAAGUAAAAAUACAAUCUAUAGUAAACCAAGCUUCCAUUGGAACCAUAUCUAAUUAUAGGAACAUGUAGACUGAAAUACUCAAGUUUUGGCUUUAGUUUCAUUCCAAUAUAUUUAUUUUUGUACUACAAUUUGAUUUCUCCACCCACCCCCCAUCUAGGUUACAAUUUAUUUUUAAGUUAAAUAACAUGCUGAACUCCGCAACACAAAAGUGGCAAGGCAUUUAAUUCAUUGUAUGUGUAAUGACAUAUGUAUGUACAUGCUAAACAUUCUCUAAGUUAUAAUCAGAUGGAGUGCAGCCUCAAAAAAGUAUUUGUUAAGAUACACACCUUAAUAAGCAAUUACAAGUUUGCUCAUUACAUUAUACCAAAUAUGUAAAUGUUUUUUUCUAUCCUUAAACAUAUUUAAAAAUUCGUAUACACAUAGAUACAAAUAAAGCCCAGUUAAUUUGAGACAUUUUUAAUUUUCUGAUACCUUUAUAAAUAUGCUUACUUUUUAAAUAUUUGUGUACCUACCAUAGUUGGUAUCUGAAUUUUUCAUACAUCCCAUUGAUUAAAACUGAAGCUAGUGCAACCUUGAUGACAUGAUAUAAAAAAUGUUCAAAAGACAAUGGUGGUGAUAAUUUACUAUUUAUUAUUACCAAAUAUAAAAAAAAAGAUAACAAGUAAAAAUACCUGUUUGUUUCAAAACUAACACAAUGUCAAAAUAAAAUGGAUAUAUAUAUAUACACAAGUUUGAACAGGUGGAGAGGCUGACUUAUAACAAAGAGAAUACCCUAAGACAGUUUGGAGAAGAGAAUCAUACAUUUCAGCAAGCUGUAACAGUUUUUUGUUUCAUUCCUUGUUUUCAAAAAUAAAUAUAAAAAAAAAUAACAGCUGAUCUUU